AUGUUUUUUGAUUGUCCAAAUUCGAGAAGGAACUUCCCGGCCAAUACCGAAAGCAAGAUAUGAAUGUUCUAUAAUCCAUGCCAAAAAUAGUAAAAGGAACCAAAUAAGGGAAGGCCAUGGAUAUAUCAUCGGUUGGGGGGAUCAAACAAGAAUUGGCUGAGAAUUUCUUAACAUCCACACGCUUUCAACAAUGGCUUCCUUGAUCAGUGGAGUCGACAUUCUUUCCUAAAACAGUCUCCUCCCAUUUCUUUUUCCUUCCAUUUCUCUCCAUCCUCCCAACAUUUUCUCUCCCUCCUGAAUUUGGGCGGACAGGAAGAAAAAAGACAAAAAUAUUCAAAAACAUCUUCCAUUGUUUUGUUCUCUUUUCUUCUUUCUUCCUCUUCCUCCUCUCCUCUCCUCUCCUCUCCUCUCCUCCAAUGGACUAGAUGCAGCAUCACAGAGUCUACCCUGUAGACUUUGAGGCCUCAGCCACAAACAUGGAUCCUCACCCUCCCAAAUACGUUAUGCUCCCUGAAAAUCAGGGCAGCAUUCGCCCACCCCCGUACCGCCGUAACGUCCCCCGUUACCAGUCAAAAAGUCAUAAGUCCGGUGGGAAUUGCUGCCUCCGAUGCAUAUGCUGCUGCUAUUGCUUCCUCGUCCUCCUCAUCUUCCUCCUAGGCACCCUUGCCUUCUACUUCUACGCGGUGUACCAGCCCCAGGUCCCUUCCUACAAGGUUGAGGAAUUUACCACUGCUCACUUUGAUAUGAAGCCCGACUUCAGCCUCUACACCGAGUUUGCUGUCACCGUCAAGGCUGAUAACCCUAACUCUAAAAUUGGGUUCACUUACGGGAAAGACAGCUCGGUCGAGGUGGUCUAUCAAGACUCAACCCUGUGCUCAGGUCAGAUCCCCGCUUUCCAUCAGGGCUACAAGAAUGUCACCAUGAUCAAGGUCAUCCUCAAGGGAAAGAGUGACUUCGGGUCAGGCCUCCAGGAAGCCCUCAUGGACAACAGGAAAUCGGGGAAGAUCCCAAUGGAAGUCAAGGUUACGGUUCCGGUGAGCGUCGUGAUCGGGGAGUUCCCACUGAGGCAGUUCAAGGUCCAGGUCACGUGUAAAUUGGUGGUUGAUAAUUUGACCCCCAAUAAGAAGGCUGGGAUCCUGUCGAACGAAUGCUUCCCCAAAGUUGAAUUCUGAAGUCCAUUCAAUUUGUGAAGAAAGCAUGUAUAUUAUGCUCCUCAGGUAAUACGUGAUUUGUCUAAGAAACGGGUGGCAGGAAAAGGAAGGUUUCGAAUCGGAAGAGAAUUAAGGCACUUUUGCAUCUUCCUGAUGAAAUAUGAUAUCAGAGAUUUCCUCAUAAACUCUUUUAUAAUACUAUCGGUUUGCUUAUAAAGGAAGCAUGCAUAUGUUAAAGAGGUAUGCUUGGCAGUAGGGUGAAUGAAGUUUCUUAGGAUUUGGCAACAGCACAUAUGCCACCGCUUCCUGUCUUUCAUAUCAAGAUACGUGAAAGACGAAUGAAGAUGUCUUGGCAUUUUUUGGGAGCUUUUAUUAAAAUUCGGCUAGUCAUCGGAGUUUCAGCUGUAUAAUGUACAUUCUCAAUUCUUGAAUUUCCAAUGAGAUAACUAUUUACUAGCACGAAAAAGGUCAGAGAAUUGCAUGAACAAAAGAAAUACCUUGGGUUGGAGUGAACAUCUUUGCCCUGUGGCAGGUUAUUCUACA
This is a messenger RNA of Punica granatum (pomegranate), 1694 nucleotides long. NCBI's taxonomy places the organism in Eukaryota, Viridiplantae, Streptophyta, Magnoliopsida, Myrtales, Lythraceae. The record is from RefSeq and is a predicted model, not a curated record.